Molecule: messenger RNA, 5200 nt
Organism: Anas platyrhynchos (mallard)
Lineage: Eukaryota; Metazoa; Chordata; Aves; Anseriformes; Anatidae
Source: RefSeq, a predicted model, not a curated record
CUAAACCUGCACUUGAAACUGGCCUUGCAAAUAACCCUCUAAAAAUAAGUCAGAUAUACGUUUUCCUCCACAACUCUAAAAUAAUUAUAACAAUAUAUAAAUUGAAAGAAACUAAUUUCUCCAUCCUUCACACACUGACAUUUUAGCUCAGGCAGUGGCUUUUCUCAUGUGAGUAGAAUUUGGCUCUUCAAUUGACUCCUUAAAUUCUUUGUUUCGUUAAAUUCUUUGGCUCCUUAAAUUCAUUGUCCUUCUUGUUAGGGAGCAUUGUGGACGUCAUCCUGUCUUUCCUGGAAUGUAACACAAGGGUGAGAUUGGGUAGAAAAAGAUGAUACUCACGCCAAUGCCACUUGGCAAUCCUUCCUUAAAAGUAAAGCAAGUCACGCUCAUGUAAUGCACUUUAGCCAUGUCCCCACGUCAGCAGGGAAAGGAUGGUGUGAGUACUGUGUUUCCAUGCAGCACAAGUGCUGCUCUCUUUCUUGACUGGUUCCUGGAUCUCUGUGUCUGAGAUGCGUGGGCCGUGUACACAUUUGUGAUGUGUGCUUCUCCAGUUUGGCCAGCAAGAGAGAUGCUUAGACAGAGUGCUAUCACCUCCAGAGGACAGAAAAAAAAAGUGCACAAUUAGAUAUAACUGUGGUUUAGAAAAGGUGGGUUGGCUGUCUCCUGGAGAUUUCCUCAAAGCUCUAGAAGCACUCAUGAUACUGGGAACGAUGGUAACUAUAAAGCACUCUGAACUUCUGUUUGCCUGGAUUCUAAGGUAAAUGAACAACGACUCUGUCCCUAGACAAACUUAAAUACGGUCUGCCAAUUUUAUUCCAUCAUUUUUCUUCCCACUUCCUGUAGAUAUUCCAUGAGACUAGGGUGCAGUCAUGACAUGAUUUUUCAUGGGUUUAGUUCCAUGGUUUUAGAAAGCCUUCAGUCUCCUUUUUCCAUUUCUCAUUUCCUGUAAGAGCUGUGUUGGAGCAUUGUAUUACCUAUUCCCCUGAAGAAGGACUUAUACCUUAGCAAGAGAAACAGGUUGCUAGAACAUUGGUGGUAUGGCAGUGAACAUUUGGAAAAGCUCACGCAGCUUUCACUGCAGUCAUAUGCUGAAUCACGGCCACGCAGGACACGCUUUCCUGUAAAGGUGACAUGGGAAGAACACCCGAGCGCUAUUCCAGCCAUAAACAGCCUGCUGCUGUUGAGAGAGUCCUUGUAGCCGUAUAGUUUGCAGGCAAGCUCUGAGCACGCCGGCGUUUGUGCAAGGCUGCGAGUCGGCGGCCAGGAGCGCGUCCCGUCCCGGAGCAGUCCCGCCGCAGGCCGCAGGGUGGUGCUCGUGGCCAAGGCGGCGGCGAGCGGCUGCGAGCGGGGAGGCGGCCGAGCCCAGCGCAGCGCAGCGCAGCGCAGCCGGGAGGCGGCGGCGAGCGGUCGUCCGCGGCGUCCUCCGCAGCAGCCGCUGCCGGUCCCGGAGUGCCGCGCUGCGGGCCGCCAGCCGAGCUCGGCGAGAGGGAGAGAGGGAGGCCGCGAGGGAGGGCGCCCGCCCUUGGCGCCGCGCUGCUGCCGGGCGCCGCUUCCCGCGGAGGACUGCGGCAGACGGAGGGUGUCCGCCGCCCCGCCAUGGCGUCUGCAAGGCAAGUGCUUUGUCUGUGUGCUUUGCUGUGCGUGCCGCGCGUUCGCUGCGAGCCCAUCCGCUACUCCGUAGCCGAGGAGGGGGAGAGCGGCUCCGUGGUGGCCAACGUGGCGGAGGACGCGGGGCUGACGCCGGCGCAGCUGUCGGCUCGCCGGGCACGCAUUGCCUCCGCGGACGGCCGGCAGCAUUUUCGCUUAGAGCGCGCCACCGGCCGCCUCGUCCUGGCGGAGCGGCUCGAUCGCGAGGAGAUGUGCGGCCGCUCGCUUACCUGCACGCUCGCCUUCGAGCUCCUGCUGGAAAACCCGCUGCAGUUCUUUCGUGUCGAGGUGGCCGUGGAGGACGUCAACGACCACUCGCCGGUCUUUCCCGAGGAACGAGUCACUUUUCAGAUCCCGGAAAGGGGAGACCCUGGCUCGCGUUUCCCCGUGGAGGCGGCUCAGGACCUGGACGUUGGCAGCAACAGCAUCCAGGCUUACACCAUCGCUCCCGAGAACGAGUACUUCAGUGUUUCUAUUCGGAAACGGAGUGAGGUUGACAUGCAUGUUGAACUGGUAUUGGAAAAGCCUCUCGACAGAGAGGAGCAGCCAGACCUGCUUUUCAGUCUCAUUGCCACAGACGGUGGCUCUCCACCUAGGAGCGGGACCACCCAAAUCCACAUCGUAGUUCUAGAUGUAAAUGACAAUGCUCCCACCUUUACUCAGGACGUGUAUGUUGCUCAGGAUUUGGAAAAUGCUCCAGCAGGCUCUGUGGUUCUCAGAGUUGUAGCCACCGAUCCAGACAUGGGAGUGAAUGGUGACAUCUCCUAUAGGUUCAGUAAUGUUCUUGAGGACAGCCAGUCCACAUUCACAAUUGAUAGUAUGAGUGGUGAAAUUCGUGUCACAAAACCCCUGGACUUUGAGACCACACAGAAACAUGAGCUCAGUGUGCGGGCAAUUGAUGGUGGAGGCCUCUCAGCACUUUGCAAGGUGUUGGUGGAGGUGGUGGAUGUGAACGACAAUGCACCGGAGGUGGUGGUUAGUUCCUACAGCAGCCCCCUCCCCGAGAACACAGAGCCUGGAACAGUGGUAGCUGUAUUUGCUGUGAGGGACCGGGAUUCUGGUGUGAAUGGGGAGAUCAGCUGUGCCCUUGAAGACCAGCUCUCCUUCUCCCUGAGGCCAGCCUAUAAGAAUUAUUUUGAGCUGGUGACCUUGAGCACAUUGGAUCGGGAGGAGACAGCUCAGUACCUUGUGGUCAUCACAGCAGCAGACGCAGGUUCUCCUCCUCUCACCACUACCCAGACCUUCACUGUGGACAUCUCCGAUGUCAAUGACAAUGCCCCUGUUUUCAACCAGACAUCGUACACCAUGUAUGUGCGAGAGAACAAUAUCCCUGGAGUGCUUGUUGGGGCUGUCAGUGCAGUGGACUCAGACGCAGGACUCAAUGCCAAGGUGAUCUAUUCCCUGAGGCCUGUAUAUCCUGCAGAGCGGGACCCCUGCUCCUGCAUCUCCGUGAACUCAGAGAACGGACAUGUGUUUGUGCUGCGUCCACUGGACUAUGAGCAGGUGAGGCAGCUUGAGGUGCUGGUGAGUGCCACCGAUGCGGGGUCCCCUCCCCUCAGCACCAACGUCACUGUCCGCCUCCUUGUCAUGGACGAGAACGACAAUGCCCCACUGGUGUUGCACCCUGCUCAGGAUAGCAGCCCGCCAUCCAGUGAGCUGGUUCCAGCGUCGGCUGAGGUGGGGGACCUGGUCACCAAAGUGGUGGCCGUUGAUGCGGACUCUGGUCAGAACUCAUGGCUUUCCUUCCACCUGCUGAGGGCCACAGACCUCGGGCUGUUUGCUGUGGGAAGCCAAAAUGGGGAGGUGCGUCUGAGGAGGCCAGUGACAGAGAGGGAUGCCGUGAAGCAGAAGCUCGAGGUGCUGGUGCGUGACAAUGGGCGGCCACCUCUGUCGGCCACUGCAGCACUGAACGUACUCUUGCUCAACGGCCUCUCACAGGAACACCUGCCACAGCAGGAGCUUGCUGUGCAGGAUGAAGACAGCUCCCUGACAAUCUAUUUAAUCUUUUCACUGGUCUUUGUCUCCCUCCUCUUCCUCACAUCUGUCGCAGCCUUUGUUGUUUGCAAGGUGUGCAAGAGAAAGGAGCUGAAAGGAGGGCACAUGCUGUAUGGCACGGGCAACAUGCAGAGUAGCCUGGCUGAUGGGGCUACUGCUGGGACCCUACCCCACGCCUAUUGCUACGAGAUCAACCUCACCACGGGGUCGGGCAACAGCGAGUUCAAGUUCCUGAAGCCCAUCCUCCCCAGCGUGCCACCACAGCACUCUGGCACAGGCAGAGGUGUUGCUGACACAGAGGAUUUCCCUCCCAUCCCUAACUCCAUGGGGGAUGCAGCCCUGGACAUCUCUGGUACACCAUCUGUUGGACACUUUAAUGGCCUUCCCUUUAACUAGGCCUGAGUCCACACAGUGAAAGGCUUCAUGCCUUGGAGCUGGAAGGGAUCUGGCUAAUGAUAUUCAGUCUUGUUUCCUGGAGAUUAAAUCUGCAUUUGUGAUUGGCUUCACAAGUGACCCUCUAAUACUAUGUUAGAUGUAUGUUUUUCUUCACCCCCAAAAAAAGAUUAGAAAUUAAGUAUAUAUAUGAGAGAACUAAGGCCUUUUUUCUCAGGCAAUGAUAUAUUCCAGGUCUGGUAUUGGUGCUUUGUGCGGAAUGUUUGAUUCAGUCUCUCUGCCUAAAUGCUUGUCAUUAGGAGAAAGCUUGACAAUCACCCUGUCUUAGUCUGUGAUCAAACACAAUGUUGAGGUUCUGCACGUGACAGUGCAGUAUAGCCCUCACCUCUUGUUUGCAGGGAAGAAAGGUGUUAGCCCUGUGUAUCACUGCAGUGCAAGUGCUUCUCUCUUUCUUUGCUGAGUCCUGGAUCUCUCUGUGUGAGUCAUGUCAGCAGCAUGUGGUUUUGAAGUGUGUGGUCUUCCACCUCAAUUGGCAUGAACCAUGUGUUUUACUGGGUUCUGCCAUCUCAUCUUCUCCAGGGCACAGCAAAUACAUGCCGAGCCAGACUUUGCAGUGGUCCAUGUGCUUGGGAGUGACACAGAAGUAUAGGAGGACUAAUGAUUCCAACAUAGACACUACUUAUACAUAGCUUUGACCCUGAUCAUUGUGUUUGGGUGGAUGGCAAGGCAUCUUGAUACAUUGCCUCAGAGGACAUUUGUCUACAAGGCAGAAGAAAGAUAGACUUUAAAAAGGAAUAACCUUUUUUUGUGUCAUUGUUUUCAUUGUUGCUUGAAGGUGUUCCUCAAUGAAAGGGAAGUGCUAUCAUGGUCUGGUUUUCCAGGUUUUUGUUAGAAUGCUUGCAUCUUCCUUUUUUUCCCUUUCUCCUUUGGCUGUGUAUUUAAACAUUGUCUUAUGAAUUCCCCUUAAGAAGGACUGACAUCCAACAUAGAACAAUCUCUCUUUGGAAAGAAGGUGUUCUGAGACUGGAUACAUAAACACCCUCAUGUUCUGUUGUGCUGCAUUGUAUACUGUACCAUUUUUAAGCUGGUAUACCCUGGUCUGUACAAGUGAAAUGGAAUGAAUGCCCAAGUGCCAUUCUGGCAAUAAAAACAAUGUUGUUGUCCUGGG